CCUACCUUCAGUUGGUUACAGGUUUUCAUAAAUGCACGGCGAAGAUAAUGGAUAUCGACGCGUUAUGUUUCAUUUAGUACUCAUAAAUAAUGAAGACAUAUGGCACACAAAAGAGCUCGGCACAUGUAAGAGUUUACUGGCUAAAGUUGAUGGAAUAUUCCAGUGCAAACUGUGUCCAGAAUCAACGUCACGACGGUACAAUGUCAAGGAAGGACACAUCAACAAGCACACACAACAUGCCGUCAAAGUUGGGGAUUUAUGGGUGUUAAGCUGCUUUUUGGAUUGUACUCCGAAACAAGACCGGUGCCAUUACCACUGCCCGUGUGGUAAACUCUUCCGGAGAAAGUUCACAUUUGUCCGACUCACGACCACGGUUUGCCCUUUUGUUCUGACAACAAACCAGACAGCUUCUGAGGAAAGAACUUCAGCAGAGUCCCCUAAAAUCCAAAAAGUGAAGAGAGAGCAAGUUCCGAAAGUGACAUGUUUUGUCUGCAAUGCAAUGAUCUCUAAGAAAAACAUUAAAAGACAUAUUGAGACACACAAUGCACGAGAUGAAGUGAAAACCAAGUCAUACCAACGUGGAAUAUGCGUUGAUAAACACCGCGGUCUCUACAUGAUCAGCAAGUCCAGUAUCGGUCCAGAUUACCCACUUCAUGUACAAAUGAACACUGUCACACAGCAGAUACAAUGUGAACAUGAAAAUUGCAAUUUAGCUUUGGGUGUUGCAGCAAGGGGCAAUGUAGGUAUUUAUCAGUGCCACCAUUUGCAAUCAGUUAUCAUAAAGAAGUGCAAAGCGUGCGGUCACUUCUACAGGUACCAAGAGCACAGGGAUGGUAUACACAAUUUUGACGACCACGUGUUCCUGUCAGUUCGCCUGUGCCACUGGUUCAGAGUUAACUUGAAGAAUCAUACAGCCGUUGGAAGGGCUGCCGAUAUCUUAUCAGAAGAUUCCGGCUUACAUUUUCCCGGAGACAAAAUGUUACAGGGAUAUCUGCACUUUGAGGCAAUGUGCGAUCACAAGUACAACUUUACCUGUGACAUCUGUGGCCGUUUUCCAUGUUGCCUGGUGACAGAUGCAAAUAGGAAAUGUGCAUUUCCAUUAGCAUUGUCACAAGUACCAGGGACAGAAACAGCUACAGAUGGAAUCAACAUGGAUGUGUUUUGGAGCCAAACGGUGGAGGCGUCUAUUUUACUUCGGGGUUUUGGAAAAGAAGCAGCCAACGUCGGGCGUGUUACACCUAGUUAUGACAACUGGGCUCCUUUCAUUGGAUUAGCCAGAAAAGAUGAAAAUGCUUUCAACACUGAAGCUGAAAAAGUUCGAUCUCUCAGAACCCAUCUUCGAGAUACAGAUUUUGAUACAGGGGAUAAGGAACUGACUGAAGAUUUCCUGAUCCAAAUGUUAUGUGAAAAGAAGGAUCUGGAUGUACGGCACUGGUGUACAAAGAUGGAAGUAGACGCCAAAGGGACCAAAUUAGAGAUGAUCAACAGCUUGAAGGAAAAGUUGAAAAGCAAAUCAACCUUCAACAAGUUAUUUUCAAGCAUAUGGGGCCAUUCUGGUGGAUGGGUAUCAGCGUCCUGCCCCCAUAGAAUAGUGUACGCAUUCAAAGCUAUUCUGAGGCCUGAAAGUGUCAGAGACCAUGUCGACAUCAUUCUAUCUAUGUCAAGACAACCGCCAGUCAUCAUUAGUGACGUAGCCCCAAUGAUGUCACGCCAUGGUAACAAGCGGCGGAAGAACAUGUUCUCGCCCAACGAAGGACGCUUGGGUGAAGCGACUGCAGACAACAUAAAAAAAGCUAAGGAGGGGGUAUUUUCAAAGAGUAUACCUUGCAUGAAGGAAUGGGUGACAGUAGCACCAGUCUCCGACUAUGAUUUGCCAACCUCAAAUGAAACGUUCUGUUUGCUGGAUAGGUUUCAUGAAGGGAAUACAAAAUCAGAUGAGGAACUCCUAAGGCGUAUAACGUUUGUUCCCGAAAUGAAGGGCUCAAUAAAUUCACAAGUUGAAGAGCAGCUGCACAGGGAAAUGAACCGGAACAACUACUUUCUAGAUGCGAUGUCGCCGGGAAACUACAUGUUUGUCCUGCGAUUGCUUCUACAUUUUCACAAUGAACAUACAAACAGGAAAAUGACAGAAGCAAUCAAAGGAAAACUGUACACAGACAUUUCGUAUGGUGAAAUACGUCAUGACAAGUUUGGCCGCCUGCAUCUUUCAGAUUUGGACAAUGCAGCAGAAAAAGAAG
Messenger RNA from Haliotis rufescens (red abalone), 2237 nucleotides. RefSeq lists its product as uncharacterized. Lineage: Eukaryota; Metazoa; Mollusca; Gastropoda; Lepetellida; Haliotidae. The record is from RefSeq and is a predicted model, not a curated record. The annotation marks the transcript as partial. The transcript has 9 exons.